CAAAAAUUUGUCAGCAAUCGAUACUAUCGAUAGCUGUAUCGUCCAUCGCUAAUAUUGAACAAACAAAAGUUUAUUUUUUUGCGAGAAACAAAUCAAUUGUAAACAUGUCGCAAGAGGUUGAGGAGACACUGAAACGGAUCCAGAGUCACAAAGGCGUUGUAGGUACCAUUGUGGUCAACAAUGAAGGUAUUCCGGUGAAGUCUACUCUGGACAAUACAACGACCGUGCAAUAUGCUGGCCUGAUGAGUCAGCUGGCUGACAAGGCUCGGAGCGUUGUGAGAGAUUUGGACCCGUCCAACGACAUGACAUUCCUGCGGGUGCGCUCGAAGAAGCACGAAAUCAUGGUGGCUCCCGACAAGGACUUUAUACUCAUAGUCAUUCAAAAUCCAACCGAUUAGGCAGCUAACGCCCGAGAAUUAAAAGCUGAAAUUAACUAAUGAACAUUUCUAUAUAUUCAAAUUGUACGUGAAAGAAAUCAUAAAUAUAUUUAUGCAUAAAA
Molecule: messenger RNA, 499 nt
Organism: Drosophila miranda
Lineage: Eukaryota; Metazoa; Arthropoda; Insecta; Diptera; Drosophilidae
Product: dynein light chain roadblock-type 2
Exons: 3
Coding region: 105-398 (97 amino acids)
Biological process (GO): microtubule-based movement
Cellular component (GO): centrosome; cytoplasmic dynein complex; cytoplasm
Molecular function (GO): dynein intermediate chain binding
Source: RefSeq, a predicted model, not a curated record